AUGAUGCUGGCCCUGAAUGUCCAUCUGCUCUUGUGGGUAUUUGGCUGCGUUCAUUUUAUAGAUGCUGAGACCAUAACUGCAUCUCUCACUAGAGGAGGCCCAGCAGAUACUACAGCCACGCCACGAAUCACAGCCAGCGUCACAGCAGGUAUCGUUUCCUCACCAUCGCCAGUCCCUGCAGGCCAGAACCACAGCUCAGGCGCUUCGAAACAAGUGACCUCUACAACCAUCGCCUCUGCCUGGAGCACAGGAUCUUCCCUCUCAGACCCUGCCCCGACGGAGGAAAAAUCGGCUCUGACGAUGGCAGCGUUUGGUGUCAUCAGCUUCAUAGUCAUUCUGGUAGUUGUUGUUAUCGUCCUGGCCAGCGUGGUCAGUCUGAAAUUCAAGUGUAACCGUUCCAAAGAUGCAGAAGAUAAACAGAAGCCGGGGAGCUCCGUGGUAUCUGAAAGCAGUUGCUCUCCUGCUACAGCCAAGGACAGCAUCACUUUGAUCUCCAUGAAGAACUUAAGCAUGAACAACAGUACAAGUUACCCCUCUUCGGAAAAGGUUUCUCUUUCUAGCCUUGCAUUUUAG
Messenger RNA from Emys orbicularis (European pond turtle), 573 nucleotides. RefSeq names its product endothelial cell surface expressed chemotaxis and apoptosis regulator (gene ECSCR). Lineage: Eukaryota; Metazoa; Chordata; Testudines; Emydidae. Gene Ontology annotation, cellular component: cytosol; plasma membrane. The transcript has 8 exons. Gene Ontology annotation, biological process: positive regulation of endothelial cell apoptotic process; positive regulation of proteasomal protein catabolic process; negative regulation of angiogenesis. The record is from RefSeq and is a predicted model, not a curated record. The coding region runs from base 1 to 573 and encodes 190 amino acids.